GUGAAGGUGCCCACGCGCGGAAGAGAGAGAGAGAGAGAGCGGUAGGGGUUUCGUGAACGCGAGAAGGUACGACUCGCUAGGGCGAAGGAACGACCCCGGAUUCGAAAACUUCGAUCUCCAAUUUCUUUCUUCGAUCCUCAAUUUCUCUCCUCCUGAAGUAUCUCUCUCUAGGAGCAGUGGUGGUAUUGAGGCUGUUGUCAAACAGAAAAGAAUCUUGCAUAAGAUUUCCCUUUGCUGCUGGAACCCUUCGUUGACUAAGGAAUCUUAGAUCCUGGUUGAAGAUCCAGAAAAUGGAUUGAAGGAUGAUGGGCUUGCAUUAAGAUAAGGAGGAAUCAACAAAGACACGAGACUUAAAGGAUUGAAUUGUUGUUUCCAUCAUAUUCAGGAAAACGUGCGGCCUCAACUAUGGCUAGACACCCACAUCAUACACCCUCACAGCCAGAAAUGCAGAAUGAAUUCCAAAACCAUCCCUACCCUGAAAUGCAGAAUGAAUUCCAAAACCAUCCAUACCCUGAUCAUCGCUUUGUCCGUGGGCAAUUGAUGCCGCCUCCCAACCUUGCUGCUAUACAUGGAGACAAUUCUCAAGCUUACUUCAAUACACCAAUUAGAUCAAACUAUCAUCCAUCAUGUAGUAACAAUUCUAAUCAUCCCAACUACUAUCCUGCACAUUUCGGAGCAUCGCAUGGUACCCACCUUCACUAUCCACCUCGUACCGAACUUCUAGCAAAUCAUGCUCAACCUGGGCCUUCUUGCCAUCGUCCGCAUGCAGUUGCUCCUCAGAUGAACAAUAGAAGUUCGGCACUGAAAAGAAAAACUCCGGAUAGGAAUACAGCAGAUGCUUAUGGGAAUUAUUCUGGAAGUUCCUCUGACUUCCGCUAUUCCUGUGGUAAUUUACAACCCAAGCCUACUCCAGCUUAUGAACAGGCUGUGCCUUCAAAUCCCACAAGCAUAACAGAAGGGUUUCAGAGGAAUGUUCGAAGCCGAGAUAGCCAUUCCAAUUCCCGUCCUUCAGAAUUCAAUCGGAUUGGGUUCAAUCCAUCAAACAUGCCUCAGCCUACCUCUUCACAGGCAAAUACUUCUGGUCAGAGAAUACCAGAGCAAUGGAGUCAUGCUCCUGUACCUCCCCAUGGAAGAAGUUUACCUUCAGGGACUGUCACAAGCAGCUCUGCUGCAACAAUCAGAGACAGGGAAUAUUAUCCCACCCAGAAUAGAAAUCCAAUUAUUCCAGUGCCCACUAGUCCCAGUCCUUACAUGCAAGGACCAGGAUCAGCCCGUGGUGUCUAUUGUAAUAGACCGGCUCCUCAUCUAGCUGCGACGAGCCACCCAUCUAUGAGAUCCUUACCCAUUUAUUUAGGAAAUCAAGCUAUCGUACCUUCUAGACAACAUUCGAGGCCACUGGCUACAACAGGACGUAAUGAAGAUCAAAGGGAGAGAAGAUUUGGGAACCCUUAUGAGAUGUUGCAGCAUUUUGUGAUUGUCAACGAUUUUGAUCCGUAUUGGGACAUGAGGCUUGACAUAGACGACAUGAGCUAUGAGGAACUACUUGCUUUGGAAGAAAGGAUUGGGAAUGUCAGCAUGGGACUCUGUGAUGAAGCAAUUUCAAGAUGUUUGGUGGAAACUGCUUGCUCUUCUUCAAAUCAGAGAAAAGAUGGUCAAGAGGGAGGAAUCUGUGUAAUAUGCCAGGAAGAAUACAAAAGUGAAGAUCGUUUGGGGAGAUUGAGAUGCAAGCAUGAUUUUCAUGUCGAGUGUGUCAAGGAAUGGCUGCUCAAAAAGAAUGCAUGCCCAGUCUGCAAAACCGCUGCUGCCGAAGACACCUCUAAGAAGAAGCACUGAUCCCUUUCACAUGAAAAGUUUCAAACUAGUGUCUUUGUAAAUAUUCUUUCUCAGGCGGACGUGUUAGGGGAAAGGUAAAUGUUAUGAAGUGUUAUUGUUAGUACUGGAAUUUCUCAUGUUUUUAUUUUUUAUUUUCCUGAAUCAAGGCAAAUUAUUUCUUUAAAGACGUGGAAAGAUUCAAAGGGAACUGCUUUUACAGGGGA
Messenger RNA from Ananas comosus (pineapple), 2036 nucleotides. Its product is annotated as probable E3 ubiquitin-protein ligase RHG1A. Lineage: Eukaryota; Viridiplantae; Streptophyta; Magnoliopsida; Poales; Bromeliaceae. The transcript has 9 exons. The record is from RefSeq and is a predicted model, not a curated record. The coding region runs from base 406 to 1833 and encodes 475 amino acids. Gene Ontology annotation, molecular function: ubiquitin protein ligase activity.